AUGAACGACGACAAAAACGACGGGCUUCUCGUCCCAAUCGACUUCAACAAUGUCAGCGGCGGUAGACGCGAGUCGAGGAUCGACAAGUACGCCAAGCGCAGCUCGCAAAUGUUAAUCCCAUUUAGCGUCGUGGACUUUCGGCAUUCACAGGCGUUGACCCCGGCAUCACCGCGCUAUCCGAUGCAGGCUUUGCAAGAAGGCGGACGCGGACUCGCGAGGAUCGACUCCAUUGAUACUAUCACGGCUGAGAAGCAGGAGGCUGCUGUUCACGAGGAGGAAGUACUUGGGAGUACUGAGAUCUAUGAUAAGGAUGGCAACAUUCGGCUUGUACCGACUCCUACUCCUGACCCCAAGGAUCCGCUGAAUCUGCCUGAAUGGCGCAACGCAGUCGGCUCCGUCUCACUCGCUGCCGAAAUCGCUGUUGCCGGCCUCUUGCCCGUGUUCAUUCUUGAGUACUCUGGAGUCGAUCCAGCUUCAACUCUGAAGCAUGCCGACCUCAAGGGCAACCCGGACCCUCUUGGCGUUGUGCCGGCCGGCGUGACUCCUGUCUCUCUGACUUCCGUCUCUCUACUAGCAACGAUUCCCAUGCUUAGUAAUGGCGUUGCCACUUAUCUCCUGGUCCCUCUUACGGCUGCUAUUGGAAGGCGUCCUGUGCUCAUCCUCACAUCGGCCUUCUCGUGGGGCGGGGGGUUCUGGGCCGGAUACAGUAAGUCACUCACUAGUCAUAUUGCUGCCCGAGUCUUCCAUGGGCUAGGAUCUGGUGCUGUCGAGGCCUUGCUUCCCUUGAUUGUCCAAGACAUGAUGUUUUUGCACAAGAGGAACAAAGCUGUGGCGUCAAUCAUUGCCAGUCAGGGCCCAAUGAUUAUGCUCUUCGGGAUUCUGGGUCCAUAUAUCGCCGUCAACUGGGACUGGCGCUGGAUCUACUGGAUCACCUCUGCCGUUGGUGUUCUCACCUGGAUUAUGCUCAUCUUAUUCGUCCCCGAAACCCUCAGACAGAGAUCCAAAGCUGAGCUUGCCGGACACCAGCUUUGGCCCAUAGCUGCCGGCGAGGACCGUACUCAGCUGGAUUACGCCACGUACGGUACACGAACGAGGUGGGAUGAUCUUGGUUUCUUCCAGAAUGGGACUCACUGGAAAGAUGCCGGCCUCCAGAUCAUUGCCACUCUGAAGACGACCAUGUUUCCUGCCGUCUUAUGGUGUACCCUAUUGCAGGUUGCUUUUGGGAUGGUUAUGGGUGCGACUGGGCAGGCGACCUCGUUCGCUCUACUUGCUGCUGGUAUUCCCUUCGAACUGACUGGGCUUUCCCAGAUCCCGCAAGUCUUAUCAACUAUCGUCGUAUUCGUUGUCGGCGGCCCAGUCGCUGACUCCGUAUCCCUCUGGAUCUCAAAGAAGAAAGGCGGCCGUGAAGCCGAGCAUCAGCUCCCCAAUCUCAUCUUGCCCAUCUUCUUCGCCAUCACGGGUGCUCUGGUCUUUGGCUAUGCCGACCAGAACCAUCUUCACUACGCCGUCUUACUUCUCGGAACCUUCUUUCUCAUGACAUCUACCUUGAUCACAGCGCCAAUCGUGCAGAACUAUGUCAUUGAGAGUUACCCCCAGUGGGCUGGUCCCGUGUUGGUUAAUGUCUCCACCUUGCGUGUUUUCAUAUCCUUUCCCUUCAACACACAAGUGACAACUUGGCUUCAAGAAUUGGGACCUAUGAAGUUCACAAUCUAUUUGUCCAUUAUGCUCUUGGUUGUAUCUACCGGCAUUCCUCUUCUUUUCAUUUUUGGCAAGAAGUUGCGCAUUAAGACAUCGGAUAAAGUUGCAAAGAGGCAGUAGAAUAUUUGAUAUUGGGCACUCAGCCUAGGACAAGAGUUCUCUGAGAAAGCUAGGGCGAAAGAUUUCGGUUGGGAAUCAUUGGGAGGAUGGCAUCAACCCUAUCUAUAUGCAAAGGUGCUGAGUAGAGGAUGAAAAGCUAAUGAGGAACGGUAAGAAAAAUGAUUUGAAUAACUCCAGUUCAUAAAACGGCGCGAGAGCGUUUGUCGCUGAAACGUAAUGAGUAGAAAGAAAGUAGGAAUAAUACAUCUAGCAUACUUUUGGC
Messenger RNA from Colletotrichum phormii, 2080 nucleotides. Its product is annotated as major facilitator superfamily transporter. Gene Ontology annotation, cellular component: plasma membrane. Lineage: Eukaryota; Fungi; Ascomycota; Sordariomycetes; Glomerellales; Glomerellaceae. The transcript is spliced from 6 exons. The coding region runs from base 1 to 1818 and encodes 605 amino acids. Gene Ontology annotation, molecular function: transmembrane transporter activity. Gene Ontology annotation, biological process: transmembrane transport. The record is from RefSeq and is a predicted model, not a curated record.